AUGUCCUAUCGAUUAAUCAAACUCAAUUCAGGCAACACUAUUCCAUCAAUUGGUCUUGGAUGUUAUGAUAUCCCAAACUCAAGAACAACUGAAAUUGUUUAUAAAGCAUGUCAAGUAGGAUAUAGACAUUUCGAUACUGCAGUAUUAUAUGGUAACGAACAAGAAGUUAUAAAUGGAAUUUCCAAAUAUCUACGUGAAAAUCCAACAAUUCCAAGAAGUGAGUUCUUCUAUACCACUAAAUUAUGGAAUAGUCAAUUAGGCAAGACACAAACGAAAAGUGCAAUUGAAGUUAUGCUUCAACAAGUUGGAGAUUUAGAAUAUAUCGAUUUAUUAUUGAUUCAUUCCCCUCUACCGGGAAAAACUCGGAGAUUAGAAAGUUAUCAAGUUAUGCAAGAAUAUAAAGAUAAAGGAUUGAUCAAGAAUAUCGGAGUUUCUAACUAUGGUAUCCAUCAUAUUGAAGAAUUGUUGAAUUGGCCAGGAUUGAAAUGCGUUCCUUGUGUCAAUCAGAUUGAAGUGAGUCCUUGGUGUAUGAGACAAGAAUUGGCAAGUUGGUGUUUGGACAAAGGAAUUCAAGUUCAAGCAUUUGCUCCCUUGACUCAUGGAUAUAAAUUAGAUCUGAAUCAAUUCAAAGAUAUUCAAGAAAAGUAUCACAAGUCAUUGGCGCAGAUAUUGAUUAAAUGGUCAUUGACCAAGGGUUAUAUCCCUUUGCCCAAGACCAAGACUGAGUCAAGAUUAAAGGAAAAUCUUUCAAUUGAUGAUUUUGAAUUAACCAAAGAAGAAAUAGCUAGAAUUGAUCAACCGAAUGCGUAUGAACCGACAGAUUGGGAAUGCACAGAUGCUCCAUGA
This is a messenger RNA of Hemisphaericaspora subhashii, 846 nucleotides long. RefSeq names its product aldo-keto reductase superfamily protein. The transcript has a single exon. The record is from RefSeq and is a predicted model, not a curated record. Gene Ontology annotation, molecular function: oxidoreductase activity. The coding region runs from base 1 to 846 and encodes 281 amino acids. Lineage: Eukaryota; Fungi; Ascomycota; Pichiomycetes; Serinales; Debaryomycetaceae.